AUGACUGAUGCAACUAAAGAUCUAAUGCCCGCGUAUCCCAUCGUCGACAUCCACACCCACAUCUAUCCAGACUCCUACCUCAACCUCCUUCGUUCUCGCAAAUCUGUCCCAUACAUUUACGACCCCGCCGAUGGCGCCCCCUCGCGCCUCAUCAUCCUGUCAUCGGACGAGAAUCCUGCUAUCCCCAGAGAGAAACGCGGCCGUCCAGUUGACUCCACUUACUCAGACAUAAACCUCAAGCUCGAAUUCAUGCGCCAACACAAUAUCACUACAAGCGUGAUAUCCCUCGCGAAUCCGUGGCUAGAUUUUCUACCAGCCCAAGAUGCAGCUCAUUGGGCAGAGCAGAUCAAUAAUGAUCUUGAGAGAAUAUGUGCUGAGCAGCACGCAAAGGCCAGCGGGCGCAGCAGUGAUGGUAGGAAAUUGGCGUUGAAUGAGUUCCGUUCUCUCUUUGCAUUUGGCGCAUUGCCUCUCAGUGCUCCCUCCGCUGAUAUCAUCGCGAACGAAAUUUCACGUCUUAAAACAUUGAAAUUUCUCCGCGGCGUUAUUAUGGGGACUUCAGGUCUGAAAAAAGGGUUGGAUGAUCCGGCUCUGGACCCCGUCUGGUCUGCACUAGAAUCUACGAGGACGCUCCUAUUCUUGCAUCCCCACUACGGGCUGCCUGAUGACGCAUAUGGUGGUGCUGAUGUGAUGAAGCAAUAUGGUCAUGUCCUCCCUCUCGCAUUGGGGUUCCCGUUGGAAACCACCAUUGCAGUAACGAGAAUGUACCUAUCGGGUGUGUUUGAUCGAUAUCCGAAAUUGGGUAUCCUGCUGGCCCAUUCUGGCGGCACGCUGCCGUUCCUGGUUGGCAGGAUUGAGAGUUGUGUUGCCCAUGAGAGGAAGUUUGUUGCGAAUGGAGGUGACGUUGUGGGGCCUAAAAGGGGUCUUUGGGAUGUGUUAAGGGAGAAUAUUUACCUGGAUGCGGUUAUUUAUGGGGAAGUAGGGUUGAAGGCUGCUGUGCAUGGAGCUGGUACUGUGGAUCGCGUACUGUUUGGAACCGAUCACCCCUUCUUCCCGCCCCUAGACGGUAAAGAUGGGCAAUGGCUGAGUGUAACAACAAAUCGAAAAGCAAUUGAUGAUGCCUUCGGAGAUGAUUCGGCUGGCUCAAAGGCCAUCUUAGGGGCUAAUGCCAUCAGAGUUUUGAAACUCGAGAGCUAA
Messenger RNA from Paracoccidioides lutzii Pb01, 1194 nucleotides. Its product is annotated as 2-amino-3-carboxymuconate-6-semialdehyde decarboxylase. Gene Ontology annotation, biological process: secondary metabolic process. The transcript is spliced from 2 exons. Gene Ontology annotation, molecular function: hydrolase activity; carboxy-lyase activity. The coding region runs from base 1 to 1194 and encodes 397 amino acids. The record is from RefSeq and is a predicted model, not a curated record. Gene Ontology annotation, cellular component: cytoplasm; cytosol.